Aspergillus calidoustus is the source of this 696-nucleotide messenger RNA. Lineage: Eukaryota; Fungi; Ascomycota; Eurotiomycetes; Eurotiales; Aspergillaceae. The record is from the annotation of a GenBank genome assembly.
AUGGAUGGUCGCCCGCUCGCUACCUUUUUCCUCAUUCUAGCUUCGACCUCCUACGAAUUGUUUCUUACAAGAACAAUCACCAUGUUCUUCCCAUCUCUCGUUGCAUUCACUCUCCUCUACCUCACCCAACCCGUCCACACUUAUCCACGCUCCCCAUCUCCAACAUUAACACAAACGACCACACCAACCCCCCAACCAUACCGCUACUAUCUCCGCUCAACAACAAACCUCUACCUCAGUUCCUCAAUCACCUACAACGGCCGCACAAACUACGUGCUGCUAACAAACUCCUCCCUCGCACAACCCCUCGCCCUCUACGAAGGCGACGGCUCCAUAACCCUCGACACAUCCAACGUCAUCGGCGCGAGCUCCGAGGCGCCGCUAUACCUCUCCGACGAGGACGGGCUGAGUAGUACGUACAAGCAAGUUGUCCUGGGGAAUGAGAAGGGGGGCGAGUAUACGAAGGGGUUUGGGUUUGGGCAGGAUGGGGGGUUGAUGCUGAGGGAUGUGAAGGUCGAGGUGCAGAGUCGGGGACAGGGACAAGGGGCAGGGGAGGUGCAGGUGGGAGGUUUCGUGGCGUGUACGGCGGCGCUGGGAGUAAAGCAGGUUUACUGGUUCAAGGAGGGGGAUGUUGCAGAUGGAGAGGUGCCGGUUGUUUGCGAAAUUGUGGGGUUUGAGAGGGUUUGGGAGGUAUGA